AUGUCUGAUACUCAACCGGACACCAAGGAUGGUCAACAUGAAAGCAAAGCCGCCAAUGCCUGCAUCAGCGUUGAAGGCUCAACGCAAGAUGUCAUGCUUCGUCGCCAACGAAUAUCGGACGUCUUUACAAUUUUUUGUGCAGGAGCAGCACUAAUAUCAGAUGGAUAUCAGAAUAAUCUGAUGACUAUGUCAAAUGUACUGUUCAAGAAAGAAUAUCCUCAGCAGUAUACAUCGUCCGUCAGUACGCGGGUGUCCAACGCUCUCCUCAUUGGCGAGAUUCUCGGUCAGAUCGCCAUUGGUCUCACGUGCGACUAUCUUGGACGAAAGACAGCCAUUGUGCUCACUACACUGUGCAUUGUCGUCGGCGGUAUUCUAGCCACAGCAGCACACGGCACGAGCAUCGAUGGCAUGUUUUGGAUGCUGACGGUAGCUCGAGGAGUCGUUGGCUUUGGGACUGGUGGCGAGUAUCCUGCGAGUAGCACAUCCGCCUCUGAAAGUGCCAAUGAGCGAGCAUUGAACAAACGAGGACCGAUUUUCAUCCUUGUCACAAAUCUGCCGCUGUCUUUUGGGGGCCCGCUUGCAGUCUCUAUUUUCAUGGUUGUUCUCUCAGCCGCUGGAGCUGAAAACCUCUCAACUGUGUGGCGUGUCUGUUUUGGAAUCGGGAUCUUGCUACCUCUCACUGUCUUCUACUUCCGAUUACGCAUGCUCAACUCGAAGCUCUACCGCCAGGGUGCAAUCAAAAGAAGGGUUCCUUAUGCCCUCGUCCUUCGUUACUAUUGGAAAACACUCAUUGGCACUUGUGGUGCUUGGUUCUUGUACGACUUUGUAACGUUUCCAAACGGGGUCUUCUCGGGCACCAUCCUUGCCUCCGUCGUACCCGAGGGCGGCAACACUCUUUUACACACGGCAGAAUGGCAGCUCCUCCUCGGUUGCAUUGCUCUUCCUGGCGUAUUCAUUGGUGCUUGGAUGUGCGACAGGGUGGGCAGGAAGAAUACCAUGAUGGUAGGGUUCGCGGGAUAUCUGGUGUUUGGUUUGAUCAUUGGCUGUUCAUACGACAAAAUCACCAAGAUUGUGCCCUUGUUUGUCGUUUUCUAUGGUCUCAUGCAGUCUUCUGGAAAUCUUGGGCCUGGAGAUAUGCUUGGUCUGCUCUCGUCCGAAAGCUACGCAACAAGCGUCCGCGGAACAUGCUACGGCAUCAGCGCAGCGCUGGGUAAGACUGGCGCAGCGGUUGGUACUCAGGCUUUCAAGCCCAUUCAACAGACUUUGGGAAAGCGCUGGACAUUUAUCAUCGCUGCAAUUUGUGGCAUAGCGGGAGUUUUAGUGACAUACUUCUUUAUCCCGAAUAUCACUGGAGAGGACUUGAGCGAGAAUGACAAGAGGUUCCAUGCAUAUCUUGUUGAUCAUGGAUGGGAUGGGGAGAUAGGGGAUGGGGAAUCGAAACUUCCUGCUAAUGGCCUUGCAGCAACGACCUCGGCGAAUAAUGCUCCCGUGGAGAAGGCAGGAUAA
This is a messenger RNA of Fusarium musae, 1506 nucleotides long. It is a transcript of the gene GIT1, whose product is annotated as Plasma membrane permease, mediates uptake of glycerophosphoinositol and glycerophosphocholine. Gene Ontology annotation, cellular component: plasma membrane. NCBI's taxonomy places the organism in Eukaryota, Fungi, Ascomycota, Sordariomycetes, Hypocreales, Nectriaceae. Gene Ontology annotation, molecular function: carboxylic acid transmembrane transporter activity. The record is from RefSeq and is a predicted model, not a curated record. The coding region runs from base 1 to 1506 and encodes 501 amino acids. The transcript has a single exon. Gene Ontology annotation, biological process: carboxylic acid transport; transmembrane transport.